GUAGUAGUCUACUACCAAUUACCACUUGAAUCCUUCCAAGCCUCCGCUUCUACCAAUUGCCCGUCGCCAUGGGAGUUGCCACCGAGAACAAUCUCCCGCAACCCUUUGCGGAGGAGACGAUUUUCGCUCUGCUGGACUCGAUCGGUCUCAGCCGUCCUGUCGCAAUCAAGCCCCUGAAAGUGACCGCUGCUUUCCACAUCAUCUACGUCUUGACCUAUCCCCGAGCAAUCAUUGCGCCACUCUUGCGAUCGGACAGGCCCCUCCCCUCAAGUGGGGAAGAAGAGGAGGUGGACUUGAUCCUGCGCAUCUCCGGGGAUCAUGUGCCGCGCAUCAAGACGGAGAAUGAAACCGCGAUCCUGACGUGGCUGCGCGAGCACACCUCCAUCCCUGUUCCCGAUGUUGUUGCCUUCGAUGUGACCAGUGCCAACCCCUUAGUUUGCGAGUAUCUGAUUUGCAACCGGUGCCCGGGCCAAGCCAUCUCCGACAUCUACUCAACUCUAAGCGAGGCUCAACUCGACUCGAUUCUGUUGCAGCUAAUGAAAAUCCUUCUCGAGCUCCAUCAACACCAGUUCCCACGAAUCGGAGGGCUGGCCUUCGACGAGCAGCAGCAGCGCAGCAUCACCGUCGGCCCCAUGCUGGACGAGCAUUUCUGGUUCACCGGCGACAUCCCGCGCUACUUCUCCAAAGAGGAAACCUUUACGAGCCUCAACUUCCGCGGGCCCUUCGAUAGCUUCGCCGAUUACGUCUCUGCCGCCGUGCGAUCUUACCUGCACGUGGCCGACAUCCAUCCCUCGCUGCAAAGCCCCCUGGCCCCGUUCCGCUCACGUAUCGCCGCCUUCCUCGAUCGCCUCCCCGCGCUCGCCGGGGACACACCCACGGAGUGCAACUUCUACCUCGCGCACAAGGACCUCCACUUUGCCAAUAUCCUCUACGACCCGGCCACCGACCGCAUCACCGCGAUCUUGGACUGGGAAUUCGCCGGCACCGUCCCCUAUCCGCAGUGGGAUCCGGUACGCGCCUUCCUGUGGAACGCGCAGCCCGGCCAGGGGUCGUUUGACGAAAAGUACCGGCUGCGCGAUCGGUUCUGGCAACUCUGUCGCGAGCACGGGGCCGCGGUGUUGGCGGAGACGGAGUGGCGGGACCAGCGGCUGGAGAGUAUGCAUCUCGUGCGGAAUGCCUUGCGGGGGAUCACAACCAAUGUGCCGCGCGGGCUGCACCCCGAGGCUGUAGAACGGUGGUUCGGUGAUCUGGAGAAAGGGCUGGCUUACUUCCAGCUGUAGACGGAGGAGAGAAGAGACUCUGUGGGGGGAAGUCAAGAAUUACUGGGCUUAAUUGUCGUCUGAUGAACAAGUAGGGACGGAUGAUUAUAUUGCUGGUUCUAUGGAUAUUUUAGUCAACGGGGGACCCAGUACUCCUGCUGCUUGAAGGGAAGGCUCCAGCAGAGACGGGUGUAUUUGUGGUAGGCUGCGUACACAUACAUAUCUGAUGAAAGCUACGGUGCCAUCUAU
Messenger RNA from Aspergillus fijiensis CBS 313.89, 1508 nucleotides. Its product is annotated as phosphotransferase family protein. The transcript has a single exon. The record is from RefSeq and is a predicted model, not a curated record. Bases 69 to 1280 code for a protein of 403 amino acids. NCBI's taxonomy places the organism in Eukaryota, Fungi, Ascomycota, Eurotiomycetes, Eurotiales, Aspergillaceae.